AUGCAACGUGAGCAGCUCUGUGUCGUGGGAGAUCUGCUCGAGUUGCACGAGCGACGGCCUGGACUGCAGGAUCAUGGUCUCCAGCUCCUCGAACGCCGUCCAGGACAGCUCGGUGCGCUCCAGCUGCAGCUUCAUGAUCUCGUCCCCCACCGAAGGGUCCCCACUCAACUCCAGACACCAGAUCUUGGUCUUGAAGUCGUUCAGCUCCUUCUUCUUGCACAGGAUCUCGCCCAGGAUGAGGAAGAUCUCCGGGGCCGAGCCUUGGAACGGAUCGAUGCCGUACUCGUCCAUCUCCAGCAGCUUUUGGCGCUGGAAAAUCUCCUUGUAGGUAUCCAUCUCGACGUGGGUGCCGAUCACGGCCGUUCUGAUGGUGUUGAUGUCGUGGAAAAAGAAGUACGACACUAUCCACCGGGCCUCUUUAAGAUGCUUGUUGUCCUUGAUGAACUUGAGCACCCCACCAUACUCGGUGAAAACGUCCUUAAAUUGCAGAAACAUGUGGUACCAGAACUUGAUGUCGCCCGUGGAGAUCUGGGACCCCAUCAGCACGAUGAAACACGUUGCCAGCGAGAGGUAGUCCUGGAUAGUCCGUUCUGUGAGAGCUUUCUGUCUUUUCUUCUUGGUGAGACUGGUGCACCGGGCAAGGUACCGGCGUGCGAUAUCGUUAUCGUGGCCAACCAGAAACAUUCCUCCCCACGCAACAACGCCGUUCAGGAUCGCGUCAUCGUGCGCAGCCAUUUGGAUGAUGAACUUGGACCACGGGUUCACUUUCUUGGGGCACGCAGUUAA
Messenger RNA from Ogataea philodendri, 786 nucleotides. RefSeq lists its product as uncharacterized. The coding region runs from base 1 to 786 and encodes 261 amino acids. The record is from RefSeq and is a predicted model, not a curated record. The transcript has a single exon. Lineage: Eukaryota; Fungi; Ascomycota; Pichiomycetes; Pichiales; Pichiaceae.